AUGCAUUUUUUUGAGGGUCAUUGUCGAUGUCAGGAUCGUUUCGAAGGAGUCUUCUGCGAGAGGGAACCUUGUUUAAAUGGUGGACGCCGCGCUAAAGGAUUUUUGAACAAUAAGUGCUACUGUCCCUAUGGCUUAACAGGUGAACGUUGUGAAAAAGUGACACAUUGCAUCGAAGGCAAGGGAACACUUAUCGACGGCAAAUGCAGAUGUGAAGAUCGGUGGUCAGGUUUAUUUUGUCACCUGAGAACGUGUUACAAUGGAGUCACCGUCGGCGGCGGAGAUGAAACUUUUUGCUUAUGUGACAUAGGCUACACUGGUCCCUUCUGUGAUUCGCCAAUAGUUUGUAUUCAUGGUACCAUAACUUCCGAAAAUAGAUGCAUAUGCGAGGAAAGAUGGGAUGGAAACGAUUGCAACAAAUGUGCUGCAAAUUAUCAAUACGAAAAUGGUUUAUGCAAGUCGGUGGUAACUGAAACCUCGCUGAUUAUCAAUGGCAAAAAAUCAGUCAUACUUUGGCCACUGAUCGCAGUUGGAGUUGGUGCAAUUGCGCUAAUUGUACUUAGCGCUUUUGUUUUUGUAUAUUUUAUAAAGAAUCAUCAUGCCAAAUCUUCUUUACCGAAUUCUGAAUCUGGGACAGAUGUGUGA
Molecule: messenger RNA, 642 nt
Organism: Dracunculus medinensis (Guinea worm)
Lineage: Eukaryota; Metazoa; Nematoda; Chromadorea; Rhabditida; Dracunculidae
Source: the annotation of a GenBank genome assembly